Monosiga brevicollis MX1 is the source of this 2489-nucleotide messenger RNA. RefSeq lists its product as uncharacterized. Gene Ontology annotation, cellular component: plant-type cell wall. Gene Ontology annotation, molecular function: xylan 1,4-beta-xylosidase activity; alpha-L-arabinofuranosidase activity. The transcript is spliced from 14 exons. The coding region runs from base 1 to 2346 and encodes 781 amino acids. The record is from RefSeq and is a predicted model, not a curated record. NCBI's taxonomy places the organism in Eukaryota, Choanoflagellata, Craspedida, Salpingoecidae. Gene Ontology annotation, biological process: arabinan catabolic process; xylan catabolic process.
AUGCGUGCGCUGUGUGGCCUCGCCGUCGUGGCGCUGUUGGUGGCCUGCUGCCGGGCGCAGCGACGAGCCACGGCCAAGCACGAUCUGCCAUGGUUUGAUCCAACCCUUCCCUUGAGCGAGCGUGUGGCCCUGCUCGUGAACAACAUGACAAUCAAGGAGGUGUCCAUGCAGCUCUCGACAAACUUUGACACGGCAGCGCCAGCCAUUGAGCGGCUGGGGGUUCCUUCUUAUGAUUGGCGCAACAACUUUUUGCACGGGCUGGUGGACAACGGCAUUGCCACCAUGUUUCCCCAGGCCAUCGGCUUGGCCGCAACUUGGAGCACCGAGCUGCUGACUGCCAUCGGCCGCGUCGGUGCCGUGGAACAGCGGGCUAAAUACAACAUCAACAAAACCGCAAACGGCGAUGUGCCAAUGAAUUACGGCCUCAACGUUUGGCAAGUCGCUGGUCACGAGUCUAGCACAUUAGUCAAGCCAAAUCGUUCGUCUAAUGCAUGUCGCGGACAAGAGACCUAUGGUGAAGAUCCGGUGCUGACCGGCACGCUUGGCGUUGCCAUUGUCAAGGGCCUACAAACGUUGCCGGAUAGCGCCGACUACCUCGCUUUGGGCGCCACCCCCAAGCAUUUCGUCGCAUACUCGUUGGACAAGACGCCGCCACGCUUGUCGUUUGAUCCAACCAUCAGCAUGGUGGAUCUGCGUCAAACAUAUUUCCCUGCCUUCAAGGCCGUGGUGCAGGAGGGCCGCGCUACUAGCUUGAUGUGCAGGUUUGUCAUUCUUACAACUCACAAGGCGGUUCACAUCUGCUGGAUCGCAUGUCUGCGUGCACGUGCGACCAACGUGUGCAAACCGCUUUCCAUGACGUCGGCGCUUGCAUCACGCACACUGCCCCACAGCUACAAUGGUGUCAACGGCUAUCCCAUGUGCGCCAGUCCCAUGCUGGAUCUGAUUGUGCGCAAUGAGUGGGGCUUUGAUGGAUUCUUCACUUCAGACUCGGACGCCAUUGUCUUCUUCGUUUCGGAGCAAAACUACUCAACCAACACGAUUCACGCCGCUGCAGCGGCAUUGAACGCCGGUGUUGACCUGAAUUCUGGACCGGCUUACUUGGAGCUGCACGACGCCUACGAGCAUGGCCUUGUCACUGAACAGGCCCUGCGUACCUCCGCAGAACGGCUCUUCACCUUUCGUCUUCGCACCGGCGAGUUUGAUCCGGAUGAGCUCGUGCCAUUCUCCUCAUAUGACGAGCGCAACAUCUCCUCACCGGUGCAUCAGGCUCUCAAUCUACGCGUGGCCGAGGAAUCGCUCGUGCUGCUCAAGAACUCGCAAGACGUGUUGCCCUUGGAUCUGGCCUCGCUGAAGCACGUGGCAAUCAUCGGCCUGUCCACAACGCUCGCCACCAACAACGUGACGUUCACUUUUGAGGAGGGCUGCGACAUUGAAAGCAACGACACAUCACGCAUCCCGGCUGCCGUUGAGGCGGCGCGUCAAGCAGAUGUGGUGUUCCUGGUCUUGGGCUUGCACGUGUGUACGGAGCAUGCCAACACGCCUUACCACAACGCUGAAUGCGAAGGCCACGACCGAGAAUCUAUCGGCCUUCCGGGCGUUCAAAAAGAGCUGGCGGAGAGCAUUUUCUCAGCUCACACGCGCGUCAUCACCAUUUAUGUCAAUGGCGGCCCUGUCGCCAGCCCCAUCGUAGCGGAGCGCUCUGCAGCAUUGCUCGAAGCCUGGUAUGGCGGCCAACAUGCAGGCACGGCCGUUUCGAAUAUCAUAUUUGGCAAGGUUUCGCCUUCGGGUCGCUUGCCAUAUCUCGUACCUCCUUCUGACGAGGACCUACCUGACAUUUUGUCCAUGACAAUGUCCGAUUUCCCGGGACGCACGUAUCGAUACUUUCAAAACGACCCAUUGCACGACUUUGGGUUUGGCCUGAGUUACACCCGCUUUGAAUAUGCGGCGGCUACCAUGGCACCGCUCACGUUCAACCUGACCGAGAACCUGAAGCCGCAACUCAAGCUUGAGGUGACCGUGCGCAAUGUCGGAAAACGGGCCGGCAAGGAGGUUGUGCAAGUGUAUGCUCGUCUGCGCCAAACCACGGCUCUUCAAGAGCGCUAUCCCUCGAUCCCCUUGCGCCAGCUCCUGGCCUUUACCAAAACCGGUGAAUUGAAGACCAGUGCGGAGGAGCGCAUCAAGCUUGAGAUUGUGCUCAGCCCCCUGCAAUUGGCGAACGCCCACGGCGAGCUUGAAUAUCCCGAAGGUGUCUAUGACGUGUUUGUUGGGGGAGUGGCACCCCCGCGUGCUGGUGCUCCCGAAGAGCUGACACGUUUUGUCCUGCGAUUAGAGGGAAGCGAGUUUUGAGGCAUCAUGCCAUUCUAAACUCAUUCCUGUUGGAGAGAGUGAAUGCAAAAAGAAAAGAAAGUUGGAAUUUGAUUUCAAUUCUGUGUCACCUUUGAUCUGCCUCUCUUCUUGUCGAGAAUCAAGAAUAAUUGACGCCACCGUGU